AUGGUGUCGAGCGAAGAGUGGCGCUUUCAAAAGCAUGCGGGCAUUGCAACGCUGCUGGCCUUCGUGGCGGGCUACGCUGAUGUGGUGAGUUUAGUUCGCUAUCAGGCCUUUUCCAGCAUCUUGACUGGGAACGUGAUCUAUCUGGGCCGUGUCUCUGUCACGCCUCAAGCGGAUGACAAGCAUACGGGUUGGUUCUAUGUGGCCGUGUGUUUGACUUUCAUGAUUGGUUCGUUCAUGCAACGCCUGUGCGAGCUAGCUUGGCCCAACAGGGGUGGUAGUAUAGCAGCUGUGCCGCUGGUGGGAUUGAUGAUGAUCUCAGAGGUCCUGUAUCUCAUCACGGACUGGCAGUACCAUGAACAGGUCCUACGAUGGACGGUGGUUUUUGUGUCGCCCCUAUUCGGAGUGGUCUCUGCUGCCUGUAGCACUGGCCGGAUGGGCACACACACGACCAUGGUCACAGGGCAUAUCUUGAACGUCACCCAGAUUGUGGCUCGACGCCUUUAUGGAGAGAAGAUCACUCAGGACACGUGGAAGAAGUUCACGAUGAGCAUCAUGGUCAUUGGUGGAACAGUGGGCGGGGCUUGCAUAGGCAGUUUAGCCCUGAUGAGCACAAAGAGCCAUAUUCUGUUGUUUCCAAUGCCAAUCGUGAUCUACAUCCUCUUGUGGUUGCAUGAUCACCUUGCCCGCCCGAGAUCUUUGAUCAAGAAGGUCCAGAAGAGAUGGAGGGAGAACUCCGACAACGUGUCCGUCUCGGAUUCUCACGAUGAUUCGUCAGUGGCCGCAGCCUCUGACGACGAGUCGGAGAGCCACGACCAGAACUGCAUUGAGCAGCUGAUGCAUCAAAGGUUCGAAAUCGAACAAGAAUACCAGGUGGCACAGGAUAGAGAGAUGAUGUUGCAGAUACAGCUGUCAGAGCUGCAUCACGAUAGAACUGAGAAGCAGGAGCAGUUGAGAGAAAGAGAGAUCGAGCGCCAAGCAGAGGCUGAGCCCAAGCUCCGCAAAGCCAGAGAGGAGAUUGAGUUGCUGAACAAGGAGUCAGAAGUCCUGAAAGCCAAGAAGGAAAGCUAUCAGGAAAAGCUGGAGGAGUACAAUGCUCGCAUCAAGGAGGCGGAUUCUUUUGAGAAGGGAGAUCACUUGCAGAACAUCACUUGGUCUGACGGAUUUGGUCCGAAUUGA
Molecule: messenger RNA, 1176 nt
Organism: Durusdinium trenchii
Lineage: Eukaryota; Dinophyceae; Suessiales; Symbiodiniaceae
Source: the annotation of a GenBank genome assembly